CACCAAACAAACUCCCACCACCCAGCCAUAUCGCCCAGGGAUACUUACUCCAUCUAUCGGAGUAGAGUGGUGGCAGUCUUUGACCCUUCUCACACCGGUAUCUCCAGCACAUCACCCUCCUUACCAACAACAAAGCUCCCCAAAAAAACCACCAACCGCAGGGGGGUUCUGAACUGAACAUGCAUAUCACAACACCAUCUCUGCGCUCGGCGCUGGCCCACGCAUUCCAAAUUCCUCUUCGACAAUAUUCGACAAGUCUCCUGUCGAGAAACACGACCAAAGCCAUGGUGACCUCGCAACAAUCUCAUCCCUUCGCUCCGCAGCAACAGCAAUCAUCACCAUUUUCCUCGAGUACAUCUCGCGCCGCGAAGGGAAAGAAGGGAAGGGGCAUGAAGCCAGAUCGAAGAAUUACUCUAAUCCGAUAUUUCCUUAACCACCCUACAUUCUACACCCCACGACCGCUGCGAUUCUCACGGACACGAUAUCUGCGACACUGGACGAUUCACCGGGCAUGGAACCUGUUCAACGCCAAGAUGAAGAAGGAGCGAGCCUUGGAGAUGGAACGACAAUAUAACGCCAUGGCGGCGGCGAACGAGGAAUUGCGCGUCAAUGCUGGUGAUGCGGGCCGUCUGUUCCGCAUGGCUCAGAUGAAGACUGGCAUUUGGGGUAUCCCUGAGCGUGGCGCCGGUGUGCCGAUCGAAUAUGCAAGGGGCUUGGUGGAGUGGAUUGGUAGUACGGGUGGUCUUGGUGAGGGCAGUCAGGCAGGUGGAAAGCAGGCUGCUGCGGGAAAACUUGCCAGAGUUUGGGAUUCCGAGUGGAAGAGACAUUGAUUUGAUUUGAUUUGAUCUAAUUAUAUCAGAUCCGAGGGUCACGCGGUGGGGCUGAUCUGGCAUGUCAGGAGGUAUAAAGACCGACUUGUUGAGCUGUACAUUAUCAUAUGGUGCUUUUUGGUGGUCUGAAAAUCAUGGUCUAUUCUCCAGACCAAGAACUCGUCAGUGAGAUAGCAUGGAAUGGAUUACAAGUGGCUGCUUAGGUAGAAAUCAUUCACAUUAUAUGCUCCUGUUCUCUCUUUGAUGUGUACUUGGGAGAGAAAAGCGAUUCAGCUCACAAUAUAUCAUAUUAUGAAC
This is a messenger RNA of Exophiala mesophila, 1127 nucleotides long. RefSeq lists its product as uncharacterized. The coding region runs from base 180 to 830 and encodes 216 amino acids. The record is from RefSeq and is a predicted model, not a curated record. The transcript has 2 exons. Gene Ontology annotation, biological process: mitochondrial translation. Gene Ontology annotation, molecular function: structural constituent of ribosome. NCBI's taxonomy places the organism in Eukaryota, Fungi, Ascomycota, Eurotiomycetes, Chaetothyriales, Herpotrichiellaceae.